Pseudocercospora fijiensis CIRAD86 is the source of this 5277-nucleotide messenger RNA. RefSeq lists its product as uncharacterized. NCBI's taxonomy places the organism in Eukaryota, Fungi, Ascomycota, Dothideomycetes, Mycosphaerellales, Mycosphaerellaceae. Gene Ontology annotation, molecular function: fatty acid synthase activity; 3-oxoacyl-[acyl-carrier-protein] synthase activity. Gene Ontology annotation, biological process: secondary metabolite biosynthetic process; fatty acid biosynthetic process. The transcript is spliced from 6 exons. The annotation marks the transcript as partial. The record is from RefSeq and is a predicted model, not a curated record.
CCGAUCGCGAUCGUCGGCAUGGCAGGUCGAUUUCCUGGGGCGGAGAAUGUGGACGAGUUGUGGAAAGCUCUGAUGGACGGACAGGAUCUCCACACAGAGAUCCCUCGGGAUCGGUUUGAUGCACAAUCACAUCUCGAUGCACCAGCCUUUGGGUGCUUCCUGGACAAGCCGGGGCUCUUUGACUCGAGAUUCUUCAAUAUCUCGCCCCGGGAAGCGCUGCAGACCGAUCCGGGACAGCGUCUGGCACUGACCACGGCGUACGAGGCGUUGGAGAUGGCCGGAUUCGUUCCCAAUCGGACGCCAUCGUCUCAGCUUGAGCGAGUCGGGACGUUCUAUGGACAAGUUGCAGACGAGUACAAAGAACAGAACGCCACUCAGCAAGUCGGGACCUAUUUCAUACCAGGAACCAUGCGGGCAUUUGGUCCGGGUCGCAUUAGCCAUUUCUUCAGAUUCGGUGGGCCGUCUAUGACUAUUGACACCGCCUGUAGCUCCAGCCUAGUCGCCUUACAUGUCGCAUGCAAUGCUAUAUGGAACGGCGACUGUGACACGGCCGUCGUUGGCGGAAUGAACAUUGUGACCAGUUCGGACAAUUACAACGGCCUGAUUUCAGGGCAUUUCCUCUCCCCAACCGGUUCCUGCAAGACCUUCGACAACGCAGCGGACGGUUACUGUCGAGGCGAAGCAGUGGCAUCGAUUGUGAUCAAACCACUGAGUGCGGCCAUUGCUGACAAUGACAAGAUCUUGGGGACACUGCUUUCCUCCUCCAUGAAUCACUCCUGGGGAUCGUCUUCCAUUACCCAUCCAUGGGCUCCGGCGCAGCAGAGACUGUUCCGAAAGGUCGUAGCAGAUGCCGGCAUUCGUCCUGGCCAUGUCAAUUACAUCGAAAUGCACGGCACAGGCACUCAGGCAGGAGACGCGGUAGAGAUGUCUUCGAUCCUGAACACCUUCGCCACACCCCGUCACUCCUCUCACUUCCCACUCCUUCUGGGAUCCAUCAAGGCAAAUCUUGGUCACGGAGAGUCGGCAUCCGGCAUCACCUCAGUAAUCAAAGCUCUUCUAAUGAUCCGCCAGAAGCUCGCUCCGCCCCAUGUUGGGAUUAAGAGCGUAAUCAACAGCCAAUUCCCUCCCAUGAGCGAGCGAAACGUAGCCAUACCUCGACAAGCUAUCUCGCUUCCCGACUCGAUCACUACUGACGAAGAGAACAAAACUACCAUUCUUAUCAACAACUUCGAUGCGGCCGGUGGCAACGCGGCGUGUAUUAUCAGCCAAGCGAGCAAGGCUACCGAGGAACGGCGGAAGAUACCUACCAAAGUUCCCAAUUGGCUUCCCAUUGCCAUUUCUGCCAAGUCCUGGACCUCACUGGAAGGAAAUGCUCAGGGGCUGCGACAGUAUCUCAAGCAAGUUCCGCAGCCGUCACUUGUGGACCUCUCGUACACCACCAUGGCUCGGCGAAUCCAUCACAGACUGCGUGCAGUCAAAGUGGUUUCGACCGUUGCAGAGGCUGAAGAAGCUUUGAAUUCCAUCUCAGACGAUGGGGUCGAACAUGCUGUUUCUGGGGAACGAAAGCUAGCUUUGAUCUUUACAGGGCAGGGAGCAUUCGAUAUACACUCAGUAAGACUGCUUGCGCAAUCCUGUGGAUACUUCCGAGCCACCUUGCUGCAUUAUAACCAGAUCGCGACUUCUCAGCGAAUUCCAAGCUUCGAGGAAUUCAUCACGAACGAGGGAGGUGAACCAGACUUCGUCUCGAAGCAAGUCCUCAUCUUGGGUGUGCAGAUGGCACUGCUCAGACUCCUCCAAAGAUUUGGCCUUAGGCCGGAUCUUGUAUUGGGCCACAGCUUUGGAGAAUAUGCUGCCUUGGUCGCCGCUGAGGUUCUCACGGCCAGAGACGCGAUUCGCCUUGUGGGAACCAGGGCAAGGCUAUUGGAGAAAUAUUGUUCAACGGAGAGCCACCUCAUGUUGGCGGUGAACGCAAGCUUGGAUACCAUUCGUGAAACUUUGGACGAGAAAUUGUCGACAGUGGAAGUUGCGUGCUUCAACAGUCCCCAAGAUACUGUGCUGGUUGGAUCUGCAGAUACCAUUCAAGACCUGCUCCAAAUCUUUAAGCCUCGAGGUACUCGCUGCAAGAUCUUGGGCAUGCCAUUCGGCCAUCACUCGGCGCAGAUGGAGCCUUUGCUAGGUGACCUGAGAGAAGAACUCGAGUGCUUAACUUUCAAGACACCUAGCAUUGCCGUAGCCACGCCAACGGCCUCUGCAACCGUCGUACGAAGUAGUCCAACUCUGAACGCAGAAUACAUCGUUCGCCAAAUCCGCGAUCCAGUCCAUUUCCGAGGGGCACUGGAAGCUUCUCAGGCAGAAGGGUUCUCCCCCCAGAAUACGUGUUGGUUAGAGAUUGGAACGACCCCAGUUUGCCUGGCUAUGAUUCACGCAACUAUGGGGCCUUGCAAGCUGCUAUUGUCGUCCAUGCGCCCAAAAGAGCAUCCCUGGAAGACUCUGUCAUGCAGUCUAGCUCGAAUGCACUCUUACGGCUACAAUGUCUCUUGGGAUGCGUACUACGCGGAUUUGGAGGGCUUACCCGAGGUCUUGCACCUACCAUCGUAUGCAUGGGAGCAGAAGAACUACUGGAUUCCAUACGAGAACGACUGGCGUCUACAUGUACACACUAAGUCGAACAUGCCGAAGACGCAGGUUCCAUCCAGCCUGCCGAAGCAACUGACCACGACCGUUCAUAGGCUCGUGCUGGAGGAAUCAAUCAGUGAUGUGGCCGCAAAAGUUGUCUUCGAAACCGAUUUUGCCUACCCUCCACUCCGCGAUGUCAUUAAGGGGCAUGCGGUGGCUGGCAAGUAUCUUUGCCCGGCGUCGGUCUACACGGACAUGGCCAUGACCAUCGCGGAUCAUGCGAGAAGGACUUAUCCUCUCACCACAGACGCGUCAGGAAUGACAGUAAAACGUAUGGAGAUCAUGCAGCCCAUCUUGGUUCCGGAACAAUGUCCACCGGGCCCACAAUUAGUCAACAUUACUGCACUCGUGGAUUUGACGGCAGGAUGUCUAGACAUACAGCUUUGUUCCGAGUUCAGUGGCGAGAAGAAGCAACACGCUCAGUGUCGAGUAGUGUUCUCGGAUGACAAAGCCUGGAGUUCGAAACUGGCAUCGUCAGAGUUUAUGAUCAACGAACGACGACGUCAGAUCCACGAAAAUGUGGCCCAAGACGAUAUCAAUAAGUUCGGAAGGCAAUCAGCGUACACAUUGUUCGCAUCGCUGGUGGAUUACAGUGCCCAAUUCCAAGGACUGCAUCAGGUGUACCUAGCACCAGGCCUCGAAGCGACUGCAACGAUCAGAUUGCCUGUUGCGGAAAACGAGGAGGAGAAGUUCUUCUGCUCUCCAUACUGGAUCGAUAGCUUGCUCCAUCUUUCUGGCUUGGUACUCAACGGAAAUCCUCUUUUCACAUCCAAAGACGCGGUCUAUAUCUCCCAUGGGUGGCGGUCAUUACGUCUUCCAACCGAGAUCAACCCACAAAAGCAGUAUGAAGUGCACGUCAGAAUGCACAACAUCCGACCCGGGAUCUACACUGGUACAGUACACAUCUUCGAGCAGGAUGCACUUGUUGGGGUUGCCAAAGGAGUGGAUUUCAGGCGUAUACCGAAGAAAGCUCUACCAAUGUUGUUGGCUGCAGUGCACGAUGGACCUAUAACACCACCCGCUGGUCAAAAUAUCAUCCUUACAAGAUCAAGACAAGAGACCCCUGGAGUCACUCAUGCUCCGCCCGAGAAGACCGGCGAAAGCAAUCUCGACUUGUCCAGUCAAUGUGAGAAAACCAUGGAGAUAAUCUCGCGCGAGUGCGGCGCGGAGUUGCGGACUUUGCCUCGUGACACACGUCUGGAAAGCCUAGGAAUCGAUUCGCUCAUGACCUUGACGAUACUAGGAGCUGUACGCCAUGAAUUAGGAGUCGACUUAGCCCAAGCCGUGUUCCAUGACUGUAAAACGGUUGGGGAAUUGCAAGAAUUCCUCCUCGGGGCAAGUGGCGAUUCCAGCGAUGGAACAUCCGAGAAGUCUGGAUCCGAAACAACACCUUCUACUCUCGAGUCACCACCGACGACACUCAGCCAGCUGGACGGACUUCAUGAGAGCCGGGAAGGUAUGAGUUCUCAGAGUGUUUCCAUUCUCCGAUCAAUUGUUGCACAGCAGAUUGGCAUCAGUACUGAAGAGCUACUUCAACAGGACCAAUUCGAUGACCUCGGCGUAGAUUCCUUGAUGCGUCUAUCGAUAAUGGGCGAAGUACAGUCUCAACUUGGAUUCAACGCGAUGGAUUUACUUCACGGGGGUAUUAGCAGCUACUCCGAGCUCGAGGCGGGAUUUUUGGCAAAGCUCUGCCCUACUCCUGCCGUUUUACCGUCCCGCGCUGAGGCCCACGACAGGCGAGGCGAUGAUUCUCACCAUACCCGAAUGGACAACGGCCAUGCGGCAAGCCAUCUCUCGAACGCCUUCAAUCGUGAUCCACGAUCGGCGAAGACCUUCUUGUUCCUUUUCCCAGAUGGAAGUGGAUCCGCAACGGUAUACCUGAAUCUCGAUUUUCCCGCAUUCGGCCCAGAUACCUGUGUCAUUGGUCUAAGCAGUCCUUAUAUCCGGCAACAAGGGCACAGAGGGAUGUUCACGGUGGAAAGUCUUGUGGAGCUUUGGGUGAAAGAAAUUCGGAAGCAUCAACCUCACGGGCCAUAUCUUCUGGGUGGAUGGUCAGCAGGAGGGUACUACGCUUUUGAAGCAUCACGGGCUCUACAACGUGCUGGCGAGAGUGUGAGCAAGUUGAUUCUGAUCGAUUCGGCGCCUCGGAACGCCUUCGAAGCCAUGUCGGAGGAGCUGAUUUCCGUUCUUUCGAAGCUGGGAGCUUUCAGUGACGAUGGCAGAGAAUGCCCGGGAUGGGUCACUGACCACUUCCAAGCAACUGUCCAGGCCAUCGCAGGUUACAAGCAAUUUCCGCUUGCAGGUAAUGGAUCUGGCGGUGCUUCUCUCGACGUACAUAUCAUCUGGGCUUCGUGCGGAGUGCUAGAGGAUCAACAGCACCUAUUGAGUGGUCGACAAGCCCUUGUGACCACCUCCUCUAGUAGCUCCAAAAUUGCUCGAUUCCUCCUGGCUCCGAGACAAACUGUGCGGCUUCCGAACACCGAAUGGCAGCAGCUGCUUCCUCACGCCAGCAUAACAAUAUCUCAAGCCCCGGGGACGCACUUCAAUCUGCUUCGACAUCCGCAGGUAGGUGAAUCUCCAGCACUGACCUUUCCCCAUUGG